Messenger RNA from Prunus mume (Japanese apricot), 870 nucleotides. RefSeq lists its product as uncharacterized. The record is from RefSeq and is a predicted model, not a curated record. NCBI's taxonomy places the organism in Eukaryota, Viridiplantae, Streptophyta, Magnoliopsida, Rosales, Rosaceae.
AUGAAGAUUGUUGCUUGGAAUGUUAGAGGUGCUGGAAAAAGAGGUGCUGGAAAAGAAAGUUGUGCUAUGACUAUCAAGGAUUUAAAAAAGGCUUAUGCCAUAGAUGUGUUCGCUAUUCUUGAGCCCAGAAUUAGUGUCCCUAGGGCUCUUAUUAUUGCCCAGAGUUUGGGUUUCUCUCAUCACCACAUUAUUGAUGCUACUGGCUUCUCUUUGGGGGUUGGGGGGGGGGGGGGGGGGGGGGGUGGUGGAAUCUGGUUGUUGUGGAAUGGGAAUUCUGUCUCUCUCCAUGUGGUUGCCCACUCUAGCCAGUUUAUCACUGCUUUAGUGACUUCGAGGAAUAAAAGAUGGCUUCUCACUGUGGUGUAUGCAAAUCCUUACCCAAUGAUCAGAGAAGCCUUGUGGAAGUACUUUGAUGAUCUUGCCCUUGUUUCUUCUUUAUGGCUUGUGCUAGGGGAUUUCAAUGAUAUUGCUAGUGCUGAUGAAAAAUGUGGUGGCAAUCUGAACCAUGGUGGUAAAAGCUUUGUUGAUUGGAUUGAUCGUAACCACCUCGUUGAUUUGGGCUUCUUUGGCGCUCAAUUCACUUGGUGUAAUAAAAGAAAUGUUGAGAGUAUUAUUUGGAAAAGGUUGGAUAGAGGUUUAUGCACUAUUAAUUGGCGUCUUCUAUAUCCCGAGGCUCAUCUAAUGCAUUUGCCUAGAGUGAAUGCUGACCAUUGUCCUAUUCUGGUUAGUCUUGAAUCCAACCACCGUCUUGACAAAGGUAAUGUCCCUUUUCGGUUUCAAGCCAUGUGGAUGUCGCAUAUUGAGUUCUCUACCUUUAUUGCUGAUUGUUGGAAUUCUGGUACUGGGCAUGCCGUCCAAAAAUCUGCUUGA